This is a messenger RNA of Helobdella robusta, 327 nucleotides long. RefSeq lists its product as hypothetical. The transcript is spliced from 3 exons. Gene Ontology annotation, molecular function: protein binding. Lineage: Eukaryota; Metazoa; Annelida; Clitellata; Rhynchobdellida; Glossiphoniidae. The record is from RefSeq and is a predicted model, not a curated record. The annotation marks the transcript as partial.
AAAUUUUUAUGCUCAAACAACCAUUGCAUUGAUUCUAGCUUGAGAUGCGACUCAAUCAGCCAGUGUUCAGAUAACAGCGAUGAACUAUCUUGUCACUGCAACUCAACCCUAGGCGGCUUCCAGUGUUCGAACGGAUUUUGCAUCCAAGCACAGAAGAGAUGCAACAUUUUCAACGACUGUGGAGAUCAUUCCGAUGAGAUUGGCUGUGCUUGCGAUGCCGCGUACAACAAGUUCCAGUGUACAAACGGAAUGUGCAUAGCGUCGUACAGCAGAUGCAACGGCUAUGAUGACUGCGGUGAUAUGAGUGACGAGAUAGGAUGCGGUUAG